AUGCGUCUCUCCAGGGGCGCAUCUGUUGCGGCCUUGGCUGUAUCAGCCAGCGCCGCAUCGCUAUCUGAUGUCUGUACCGUGUCGAACGUCAAGUCCGCCUUGCCUUCCAACGGCACUCUCCUCGGUAUUGACCUGAUCCCCUCGGCCGUGACCGCUGCCGCCGUCUAUAAUGCCAGCGCCGGCAUGGGAAGCACCGAGACCUACACCUAUUGUAACGUGACAGUCAGCUACACCCACACCGGCAAGGAUGAAUCAAUUGUCAUCAAGUAUGCCUUCCCCGAGCCGUCCGACUUCAAGAAGCGUUUCUACGUUGCCGGCGGUGGUGGUUUUUCUCUGUCCAGCGAUGCUACCGGUGGACUCGAGUACGGUGCAGUUGGUGGUGCCACCAGUGCGGGAUAUGAUGCCUUCGACUACAGCUACGACGACGUCGCGCUGUACGGCAACGGAACCAUCAACUGGGAUGCAACCUACAUGUUCGCCUACCAGGCCCUUGGUGAGAUGACCAAGAUUGGAAAGGCCAUCACCCCCGGAUUUUACGGCAUGUCUUCCUCCUCCAAGGUCUACACCUACUACGAGGGUUGCUCCGACGGUGGUCGUGAGGGUAUGAGCCAGAUCCAGCGCUAUGGUGAGGAGUACGACGGUGCUAUCACCGGUGCCCCUGCUUUCCGUUUCGCCCAGCAGCAGGUCCACCACGUCUUCCCUUCUGAGGUUGAGCAGACUCUCGACUACUACCCUCCCCCCUGCGAGUUGGCCAAGAUCGUCAACGCCACCAUCGCCGCCUGUGAUCCCCUCGACGGCAGAACUGACGGUGUCAUCUCCCGUACCGACCUCUGCAAGCUGAACUUCAACCUGAGCUCCAUCAUCGGCGAGAAGUACCACUGCGCCGCCGAGACCAGCACCUCUCUCGGCUUCGGCUUCAGCAAGCGCGCCGAGGGCAGCACAACCAGCUACCAGCCCGCCCAGAACGGUAAGGUCACCGCGAUGGGAGUGAAGGUGGCCCAAGCCAUCUACGACGGCCUCCACAACUCCAAGGGCGAGCGUGCCUACCUCUCAUGGCAAAUCGGCUCGGAGCUCAGCGACGCCGAAACAACCUGGAACAACAACACCAAAAAGUGGGAGAUGAACAUCCCCUCCACCGGCGGGGAAUACGUAACCAAGUUCGUCCAGCUCCUCAACAUCGACAACCUCUCCGACCUCAACAACGUCACCUACGACACCCUCGUCGACUGGAUGAACACCGGUAUGGUGCGGUACAUGGACAGCCUGCAGACGACCCUGCCCGAUCUGACACCCUUCCAAUCCUCCGGCGGCAAGCUGCUACACUACCACGGCGAAUCAGACCCCAGUAUCCCGACUGCCUCGUCCGUGCACUACUGGCAGUCGGUCCGGUCCAUCAUGUACCCUCACCUGUCGUCCGCAGCCAGUCUGGCCAAGCUUUCCGACUGGUACCAGUUCUACCUUGUGCCCGGUGCGGCGCACUGUGGUACCAACAGCUUGCAGCCUGGUCCUUACCCCGAGGAUAACAUGCAGACUAUGAUUAACUGGGUUGAGAAUGGAGUUAAGCCUAGCCGGUUGAAUGCUACUGUUUCGUCUGGUGAUUACAAGGGUGAGACCCAGAUGCUUUGCCAGUGGCCUACUCGUCCUUACUGGAAGAGUAACAGCACCUUUGAGUGUGCUUAUGAUAAGGCUUCGUUUGAUAGCUGGACUUAUACUUUUGAUGCUUUCAAGGUUCCUGUCUACUAG
This is a messenger RNA of Penicillium antarcticum, 1743 nucleotides long. Its product is annotated as putative tannase. The transcript has a single exon. Bases 1 to 1743 code for a protein of 580 amino acids. Lineage: Eukaryota; Fungi; Ascomycota; Eurotiomycetes; Eurotiales; Aspergillaceae. The record is from RefSeq and is a predicted model, not a curated record.